AUGGGCGAGAUUGGACGGUCCAGUCUUGGGCGGCAAUCCAAAAGAAAGAUCAUCAUGGAGAUAGCUAAGGGUCUAUCCUAUCUCCAUGAGGAAUGCAAGCAGAAAAUAUUUCACUUGGAUAUCAAACCCCAAAACAUCCUCUUAGAUGAAUACUUCAAUGCAAAAAUUUCUGAUUUCAGAUUGUCAAAACUAAUUGAUAAGGACCAAAGCCAAGUUUUAACAACUUUGGGGGGAACACCAGGCAAUAUGGCUCCUGAAUGGUCUCAACCCGAGGAAGAUAUGCAUUUACUAAGUCUAUUUAAAAGGAAAGCCGAAAAGGAACGAUUGAUCGAUAUCAUUGAUAAAGGCAAUGAUGAAAUGCAAUUACAUAGUACAGAAGUUGUGGAGAUGAUGAGGGUUGCUGUGUGGUGUCUACAAAAUGAUUUUUCUAAGAGGCCUUCCAUGUCAGUGGUGGUUAAGGUCUUGGAGGGUUCUGUUGAUGUUGAUAAUAACUUGGAUUAUAACUUCAGAAAUCCUGUGAUACGAAGAACAAUUGCAAAUGCUGGUCAGCAAGAGGAUGCCAUUGGCCCUGCUUGUACUCUAUUGUCUCCAUUAGCUCUAUCAAGACCAAGAAGCAAUUACUACAUUGAUGAGAAAUCAAAGUUAGAGGAUUGCAAAAAGAGUUGCUUGAAACAUUGUUCAUGCAAAGCCGCUUUGUUUGCACAUGACUGGGACUAUUCAAAAAAAGGUUGUUUAUUGCUAUCUGAAGUCUGUUCUCUUAUAAAUAAGAAGGGAGGGGAUGAUAAAGUCAUUAUAUUUCUUAAACUACAAAAAUCUCCAAUUCCUUCACUAACAAAUUCUCCUCCAAAGAAAUCAACAAAAAUUAUAGUCAUAUUGGGAUAUGGUCUUGGAGCUUUCUUUGGUGUAUGUUUUAUGGUUGCUGCUUGCAUUUUCAUUUUCAAAAACAAAGGAGAAUCCGAGGGACUUGAUGAGUUCUUUAGUGAUCAAGUACUAGGGCUGCAUCCUAGACUCUCUUAUGAAGAAUUGAGAGCCAUGACAAGCAAUUUGGAUAAUAAGCUCAGGGAAGGAGGGUUUGGGUUAGUGUUUCAAGGGAUAUUAAGUAAUGGCGCCAAAGUAGCUGUGAAGUGUCUCAAUGGUUUUGGUCAAGCUAAAAAGUCAUUCUUAGUUGAAGUUGAGACAAUAGGCAACAUUCACCAUUUCAAUUUGUUCUUUCAAAGGCACCAAGAGCUCACUCUUGGGUGGCAAUCCAGAAGGAAGAUCAUCAUGGAUAUAGCCAAGGGACUAACCUAUCUCCAUGAGAAAUGCAGGCAAAAAAUAUUUCACUUGGAUAUCAAAGCCCAAAACAUCCUCUUAGAUGAAUAUUUCAAUACGAAAAUUUUUAAUUUUGGAUUAUCAAAACUAAUUAAUAGAGACCAAAGCCAAGUUGCAACAAUGAUGAAGGAAACACCUGGCUAUUUGGCUCCCGAAUGGUUAAACUCAAUUAUCACUGAUAAAGUAGAUGUCUAUGACUUUGGUGUUGUGGUCUUGGAAAUGUUGUGUGGGCGCAAAAAUUUAGAUGGAUCUCAACCUGAGAAAGAUAUGCAUUUACUAAGUCUAUUUAAAAGGAAAGCAGAGGAGGAAUGA
Molecule: messenger RNA, 1623 nt
Organism: Camellia sinensis
Lineage: Eukaryota; Viridiplantae; Streptophyta; Magnoliopsida; Ericales; Theaceae
Source: RefSeq, a predicted model, not a curated record